This is a messenger RNA of Aedes aegypti (yellow fever mosquito), 1486 nucleotides long. It is a transcript of the gene CstF50, whose product is annotated as cleavage stimulation factor subunit 1. The coding region runs from base 113 to 1396 and encodes 427 amino acids. Gene Ontology annotation, cellular component: mRNA cleavage stimulating factor complex. Gene Ontology annotation, biological process: mRNA 3'-end processing. Lineage: Eukaryota; Metazoa; Arthropoda; Insecta; Diptera; Culicidae. Gene Ontology annotation, molecular function: protein binding; RNA binding. The record is from RefSeq and is a predicted model, not a curated record. The transcript has 2 exons.
CAUCCCCAUCCACAAACAGAUUUGCGGUGCUGCCUGUCGGUGUGUUGUGUUUACAAUAAAAUUUCGAUCCUGUGAAAAAAUCGUGAAUUAAUCCACCCCACAAGCGUCCAAAAUGUUGAACGACACGGAUUUCGUCGACCCGAAGAACGUGGUCAAAUGCCGGGAGCUUCUGUAUCGGAUGAUGAUCAGUCAACUUUUCUACGAUGGGCACCACCAGGUGGCCGUGGAACUGACCGGUCUGGUCCGGGCGGAUCCUCCCUGUCCGCCUAGCGAUCGGCUUCUGAACAUUUUCCGCCAGGCGUGCCAAAUCGAUUCCAACAAGCCGACAAACGUUUUCGACGAGGUCACUUCCGGACUGGACCUGGAGUUUGAAAUCGAGAGCAGUGCCCUGGCCCCGGAACCGGCUUCCUACGAGACGGCUUAUGUUACGUCGCACAAGGCCGCUUGUCGGGCGGGGUGCUUCAGUUAUGACGGGCAGCUGGUGGCCACCGGGAGUGUGGAUGCUAGUAUUAAGAUUCUGGAUGUGGACCGAAUGUUGGCCAAAUCGGCGCCGGAUGAGCAGGAACCUGGAAGGGAGCAGCAGGGUCAUCCGGUUAUCAGGACAUUGUACGAUCACACCGAUGAGGUGUCCUAUUUGGAGUUUCAUCCGAAGGAUCAGAUUUUGGCUUCCGCUUCGCGUGAUCACACCGUGAAAUUGUUCGAUAUCUCGAAAGCUUCCGUUAAAAAGGCGUACCGAGUGCUGGGCGAUUGCGUUCCAGUUCGUUGUUUGGCGUUCCAUCCCACCGGGGAUUACAUGGCCGUAGGGACGGAUCACCACGUCCUCCGGAUGUACGACGUUCAGACGGGCCAAUGUUUCGUCAGUGCAAUCCCAUCCCAACAGCACACGGAAUCGAUCACUUGCGUGAGAUAUGCUCCGAAUGCCAAGGUUUACGCUACCGGAAGUAUGGACGGUUCCAUCAAGCUGUGGGACGGCGUCAGUGGCCGUUGUAUCAACACAUUCGCCCAAGCGCACGACGGAUCGGAAAUUUGCUCCGUAGUAUUCACACGCAACGGUAAGUAUCUCCUGUCCUCCGGAGAAGAUUCCCUGGUCAAAUUGUGGGAACUGAGCACCAGUCGGUGCCUAAUUGCUUAUACCGGAGCCGGAACCACCGGCAAGCAAGAGCACCAAACGCAAGCCGUCUUCAACCACACCGAGGACUACGUGCUCUUCCCGGACGAAGUGACCACAUCGCUCUGCUCCUGGAACUCCCGCAACGCAUCCCGUUGCCAUCUGAUGUCUCUGGGUCACAACGGAGCCGUGCGCUUCAUCGUCCACUCGCCCACCCAUCCGGCAUUCCUGACUUGCUCCGACGACUACCGGGCGCGUUUCUGGGUGAGAAGGUCUAAUUCGCACUAAGAGGCAGCACCAAGAGGGGUGUCACAUUUCACAUGAUUUGGAUGUAGGUUUAUCAACUGAAAUAAAGCUUAGAUGUAUGUGGACUAACAA